Hermetia illucens (black soldier fly) is the source of this 677-nucleotide messenger RNA. RefSeq lists its product as uncharacterized. The transcript is spliced from 5 exons. Lineage: Eukaryota; Metazoa; Arthropoda; Insecta; Diptera; Stratiomyidae. The coding region runs from base 96 to 569 and encodes 157 amino acids. The record is from RefSeq and is a predicted model, not a curated record.
CGACCCACGAUUUUCCGGUGCAAAUGCAACUCAAUAAGUAAUGCAGCAGUUGCAGUCCCCAGGCCAGAAGUAAUUCUGGCUCGUAUUUGUUAAAAAUGAAUAAAGUUUGUGCAGUUCUAGUUAUCCUUAAUUUGUUUUCCAUCGGAACAACAUUUGCCUGUAAUGGGUACAAUCUUACAAUUGUGGAAUCAACCCCAUGUCCCGGGUCACCUGAGUUGGUUACCCUUUCCAAGGACUUCGGACUGAAGCUAACGAAAGACUGUUACCUGGUUUUUACUGGAUGCGUUUCGAAUAAACCUUUCAAAACGGCAGAGAUGCAAUACGCUGUCAGCAGAGGAUCUCAACUCAUAGUUGAGCAGACCCUUGACAUGUGUGCUUAUAAUUUCCUCGAUAGAAAAUGUCCAAUGCCGGAGGGCAAGUACUGCUUCAGCAAUAGCGACAGGCACAACAUCAAAUCUCUCAAGCGUAUCUUGCACACGUUCGUGGGAAACUAUGACGUUGUUUACAAUAUUGCACAUGACGGAGAGUCAUCUUGUGGCACAUUGAAAUUAAAGUUUGGGAAAAAGUAAUCUUUUUUAAGCCACCAAUCUUUGUUGAGGCUCAACACUGAACAUUCCAGUAGUAUGACGUUUUAAUCACAAUGUAAGAUUGGAUAUUACUUACUUAUUUAAGUAACG